This is a messenger RNA of Coregonus sp. 'balchen', 9508 nucleotides long. The record is from the annotation of a GenBank genome assembly. NCBI's taxonomy places the organism in Eukaryota, Metazoa, Chordata, Actinopteri, Salmoniformes, Salmonidae.
AUGAUGAAGACCUCUCAGUGCCAAACCAUAGUCUCUCAGAGCGGCAGCGCGAGCUACAUGAGCAGCCUCAGCACCAGCGCAAUGAACCCGCUCAGCAGCACGAGCCUCACCCUCCUUGUUCUCCUCAUCUCAGCAUUACCCGUCUGCAAAAGUAAGUAAAAAAAUAUAUUUUGACCAUGCUUUGGGUAUAGAAUAUGGACAGUCUUGUGCAUUGCUAUAUGUCCAAGUCAAGAUGUAAAAACGUUAAACUUCUUUAGGCUAUGGAAAAUGUUUGCGGGUCUGAUGUAGCCUAAUUGAAUAGGUUAUGAAAAAUGUAAAGUUUUAAUCAAAAGCUCAAAACUAUUCAACAUAAAUUGGUAAUCAACAAGCUCACUUAAAUUAUUAAUCAUAUUCAGUUCUUCUAUUUGCAUUUACCACUUAUAUAACAGACAUUUCUUUGCAAAAAAACAACAAUAUACACUACCAGUCAAAAGUCUUAGAACACCUUAUUUAUUUAUUUUAUUAUAUAUUUUUUACUAUUUUCUACAUUGUAGAAUAAUAGUGAAGACAUCAAAUCAAAUUUAUGUUAUAUUUGAGAUUCUUCAAAUAGCCACCCUUUGCCUUGAUGACAGCUUUGCACACUCUUGGCAUUGUUUCAACCAGCUUCAUGAGGUAGUCACCUGGAAUGCAUUUCAAUUAACAAGUGUGCCUUAAAAGUUAAUUUGUGGAAUUUAUUUCCUUCUUAAUGUGUUUGAGCCAAUCAGUUGUGUAUUGACAGGGUAGGGGGGGUAUACAGAAGAUAGCCCUAUUUGGUAAAAGACCAAGUCCAUAUUAUGGCAAGAACAGCUCAAAUAAGCUAAGAGAAACGACAGUCCAUCAUUACUUAAAGACAUGAAGGUCAGUCAAUACGGAACAUUUUAAGAACUUUUAAAGUUUCUCAAGUGCAGUGGCAAAAACCAUGAAGUGCUAUGAUGAAACUGGCUCUCAUGAGGACUGCCACAGGAAUGGAAAACCCAGAGUUACCUCUGCUGCAGAGGAUAAGUUCAUUCGACUUACCAGCCUGAGAAAUUGCAGCCCAAAUAAAUGCUUCACAGAGUUCAAGUAACAGACACAUCUCAACAUCAACUGUUCAGAGGAGACUGUGUGAAUCAGGCCUUCAUGGUCGAAUUGCUGCAAAGAAACCACUACUAAAGGACACCAAUAAGAAGAAGAGACUUGCUUGGGCCAAGAAACACGAGCAAUGGACAUUAGAUCGGUGGAAAUGUGUCCUUUGGUCUGGAUUGGAGAUUUUUGGUUCCAACCAUCGUUUCUUUGUGAGACGCGGUGUGGGUGAACGGAUGAUCUCCGCAUAUGUAUUUCCCACCAUAAAGCAUGGAGGAGGAGGUGUUAUGGUGUGGGGGUGCUUUGCUGGUGACACUGUCUGUGAUUUAUUUAGAAUUCAAGGCACACUUAACCAGCAUGGCUACCAUAGCAUUCUGCAGCGAUACGCCAUCCUAUCCGGUUUGGGCUUAGUGGGACUAUCAUUUGUUUUUCAACAGGACAAUGACCCAACACACCUCCAGGCUGUGUAAGGGCUAUUUUACCAAGAAGGAGAGUGAUGGAGUGCUGCAUCAGAUGACCUGGCCUCCACAAUCCCCCAACCUCAACCAAAUUGAGAUGGUUUGGGAUGAGUCGGACCCGCAGAGUGAAGGAAAAGCAGCCAACAAGUGCUCAGCAUAUGUGGGAACUCCUUCAAGACUGUUGAAAAAGCAUUCCAGGUGAAGCUUGUUGAGAGAAUGCCAAGAGUGUGCAAAGCUGUCAUCAAGGCAAAGGCUAUUUGAAGAAUCUCAAUUAUAAAAUAUAUUUUGAUUUGUUUAACACUUUUUUGGUUACUACAUGAUUCCAUAUGUGUUAUUUCAUAGUUUUGAUGUCUUCACUAUUAUUCUACAAUGUAGAAAAUAGUAAAAAUAAAGAAAAACGCUUGAAUGUGUAGGUGUUCUAAAACUUUUGACCGGUAGUGUAUAUAUGUUGAAAAGAUAGAAAGGAACUUGUUUAGCCUACAAAAUAAAGCAUUAUAUGUUUAAAGUGCAAUGAGAGUUUACAUCUCCUUAAAAAAUAAAACUGUAGACCAAAGGUAGUUACAAUAUAUUUAAAUUCCUUACAAUACGAAUACAUCCAUAUCAAUGUUUAAACUCAAGAUUAUCUUACAUGCCAAACAUAUUAUUGUACGUAAUUACGCAUUCUUGGGAACUUGCCCAACGGAGAGAAAAGGUUUGAGAAAUAUUUGACAUUUACUUCAGCACUUUCAAUUGGUACGUUUAUUUUGUUCUGAAGAUGGCCUGGGGUCUUGUUGGUCCCAUAUCGAGAACUAGAGUUGAUAGGGGGGCGAGUUCCUUUCAUUACAACAUAUGUUUUUUUACAACCUUUUAUCCAAGAUUGGAUUUUCUCAGACCGGAAUUGUAUUGAUUGUAAACUGUGCAGCAUAGAGAACUGGUGUAGCCUAAGCAUAUAGAAGCUCACACCAGCAGUAGGUCUAAUGCGGCUUCACAUCCUGUUGUUCUAGUACCAAAUUACACUUUACUCUAAUGCCUCCCCAUAGCCAUAUACAAAACAUACAGCAGUUGGAGAGGAACUCCUAAUGUUUUGGUAAUAUUAUGUAAAAUUAUGAUUUUAGUGUACUGUUACAUUCCCCAGCAAGAACACCAAAAAUGUCCCUCAAACAGAAGGGGGAACUAACAAAGAGUCACUGACCAACAACCAAAAUGAAACAGGUGGGGUUUUAGGAGGGGUUCUGAAAGACACUCAUGGGGGUCUCCACUGAAAGUUGACUAGCAACAACAACUGGAACCUAAAAGACACCCACCAUGAGCGGCCACUAAAUUUGCCCAAGAAGAGGCAAACAAAAGAAAAACCCACACCAAACUUAAAGACAGGAAGCAAACAAAAAAUGUGUAGCAAAAUGAAAUCAGAUGAAGGAUUGUUUGUCUAGAACUCAAAAUAGGGAAAGCCAACUAAAGGUGUUAACCCUAUCAAGACAACUGGCACACUGAGCCAGCCACCCUCCGCAUCUAUCAAGAUAACUGGAGCACUGGGCCAGCCACCCUCCGCAUCUAUCAAGAUAACUGGAGCACUGGGCCAGCCACCCUCUGCAUCUAUCAAGAUAACUGGAGCACUGGGCCAGCCACCCUCCGCAUCUAUCAAGAUAACUGGAGCACUGGGCCAGCCACCCUCCGCAUCUAUCAAGAUAACUGGAGCACUGGGCCAGCCACCCUCCGCAUCUAUCAAGAUAACUGGAGCACUGGGCCAGCCACCCUCCACAUCUAUCAAGGUAACUGGAGCACUGGGCCAGCCACCCUCCGCAUCUAUCAAGAUAACUGGAGCACUGGGCCAGCCACCCUCCGCAUCUAUCAAGAUAACUGGAGCACUGGGCCAGCCACCCUCCGCAUCUAUCAAGAUAACUGGAGCACUGGGCCAGCCACUCUUAAAUAGUACUUGGGCUAGCACAGGUGAAACACCUUCCCACUAACAAGAUGGCAACCAGCACAAGUGUAACACAUACUGACUAACGAGGUGACACCAAUCGGUGAGCCCUACGUGCUAACGAGCUAUACGUGCUAAAGUCCAACCUCAAAACAUAAAUGGAAAAACCAAAACCUGUAACAGUACUUACUGCACUGGUAGUUUCGCUCUCUCUUUAAUCUCUCUCAUGCAUGGCCCUCUUCUCCCUCUCUCACUCCUUUCUUUGUUUUAUGACUGACAGCUUGAAUCUACUACAAUUACCCCCCAGCCAUGCAUGGGGCAGAGACAUGUCAACCUAAUCUGAGGCAGGCAAACUGUGGCCCUGACAAACAGUCAUAAUGACUCCUAACAGUGGCUUGGAUUUGGCUCCAAACAGCAAUAAUAUCACAAAUAAUUGAGACAUAAAUAGAUUUAGAAUGGCAAUCUGUCAAUCCCUCUUCAGUGAGAUGAGAAAUUAUAUUUGUUAAGGGUUAUUUUCUGUGACAUUGAGCGAUUGAUGCGGCUUUGAUGCUCUUAUGUGAUUAUUGGCACAGGUGUUUAGAGACAUUUAAACCACAAUGGUGACAGGGAGAGAGCAUAGGUAUUGCUGUGUGCUGUUAGGACAAUUCAGAUGAAAAUAGGGAAAGAGGGAUCUAUAAGUUAAAUAGUGGUCUGUAAGAAAGACAUUCCUUAUGGGGAAGACUUUUGGGAUACAGAGCUGUUGGUUUAUAGUUGGUCACUAUGAGUUUUCAAUAUGAACAAAAUAAUAUGAUCACAUCAUACCAUACACUCUUAGAAUUUUUUUUGCUAUCUAGAACCUAAAAGGGUUCUUCGGCUGUCCCCAUAGGAGAACCCUUUGAAGAACCGUUUUCACAGAGGGUUAUACAUGGAACACAAAAGGGUUCUACCUGAAAUCAAAAAGGGUUCUAUCUGGAACCAAAGAGGGUUCUGUUUGUGAUGCACUGGAAGUGGAUUGUUAUGGUUGUGUAAAAACAAUCUGCACACUCCUACCUGCUCAGUGCUACAGCAUCAAUGUGAUGAUAGAGAUGUAAUGAUUCUUGUGUCUGUCUGUGUUUCAAUGGAAGGUGUUCCAAUACAACAGCAGAGAGCAACGAUAGACCAGGACCAGCUUCUCAACCAGGUAGGCCACAGAAUCUCUCUCUCUCUCUCGCUCUCUCUCUCUCUCUUCUCUCUCCUCUCUCUCUCUCUCUCUCUCUCUCUCUCUCUCUCUCUCUCUCUCUCCUCUCUCUCCUCUCUCUCCUCCUCUCCUCUCUCUUCUCUCUCCUCUCUCUCUCUCUCUCUCUCUCUCUCUCUCUCUCUCUCUCUCUCUCUCUCUAUACUAAGACUGAGUUGUUGCUUUCCUUUGAAACAAAGAGACAUGUGAAUUCUUCACUCCCCCUCUCAUAACAGCACUCUCCUGUCUUGUCUCCCAUAGCUAGAAGAUGUGUGCUCAUCCUACCUUUCUGCAGACCUGCCAUUUCAGGUGAGUAAGACUAGAAUAAUGAAAUGAUCAAAUGAAAGCACUGAAGAGAAUAGAUUCAUGUUCAAUGAUUUCUCACUCUCACAUAUUUUCAAGUUCAGGAUCAAUUCCAAUUAUGAUGAAAUUGAAAUACUCACUUACAGGCUUGAAAUGAAAAAGGUUGUACAACUGUAUCAGAUUCUUUCUCUCACCUCCUCUCCCCUGCUCUCUGGUUGCUACUCUAGACACCUGAUGUUUUGGGAGAACUCUGUGUGUUGAUGCUUGUACAGAAGUCUAAGGUAUUCCACCCUUCAUGUUCCAGCAUAGUAGCUCAAACAAUAAUCAUAUCACAUGUACACACAUAGUGGUUUAUCCUGUUCCGUGAGCACAACACAGUUGCACAUACACUGAGUGUACAAAAGAUUAAGAACACCUUCCUACUAUUGAGAUGCCCUCAAAACAGUCUCAAUUUGUUGGGGCAUGGACUCUAUAAGAUGUUAAAAGUGUUCCACAGGGAUGCAGGCCCAUGUUGACUCCAAUGCUUCCCACAGUUGUGUCAAGUUGGCUGGAUGUCCUUUGGGUGGUCGACCAUUCCUGAUACACACGGAAAACUGUUGAGCGUGAAAAACCCAGCAGCGUUGCAGUUCUUGACACAAUCCAGUGCGCCUGGUACCUGCUACCAUACCCCGUUCAAAGGCACUUAAAUAUGUUGUCUUGCCCAUUCCCCCUCUGAAUGGCACACAUACACAAUCCAUGUCUCAAUUGUAUCAAGGCUUAAAAAUCCUUCUUUAACCUGUCUCAUCCCCUUCAUCUUCACUGAUUGAAGUGGAUUUAACAAGUGACAUCAAUAAGGGAUCAUAGCUUUCACCUGGGGUAGUCUAUGUCAUGGAAAGAGCAGGUGUUCUUAGUGUUUUGUACACUUGGUGCAUAUACAGUGUUUAAAGGAGCAGUUCACUAAUCCAUGGUUCAGUUUUCUUUAAACAGCCAUUACAAACCUUCAGCUAACUUUAUCCACCGCUCGCGAAAAAUCUAUGGAAGUGAUGGCAGCACGUGAGCAUGUUUUCCUUUUAAAUGGUCCAAUCACCUUUAAGUAACAUCAAACCACAUGUACAGUUGAUUUCAGAUGAUUUGGACAUAAUUUUUUUACAUGCACACAUGCCACCAUCAUUUCCAUUGAUUUUUAAAUAGCGGUGGCUAAAGUUAGCUGAUAUUUGUAAUGGCUGUAUAAAGAAAACUUAACCAUGGUUUCUCCUGGCUCAUAGACUACUUUCAGGGUGAGGAACCAUCUAACAUCAAGUUGUAAAAUAGUGAACUACUCCUUUAAUCAUUCUCAAGAGUAAAUUGAGUUUUGUUUUCUUGUCAUUGCAGGACUUGAAAGCGCGGGACAAUCCUAGUAAAAGGGUAAGUGUGACAUUAUGUCUGUUUUAUCAUGUCUGUUUCAUCAUGUCUGUUUCAUAUGUCUAUUGAAAUAUGUUGCCUUUAGUGAACGCCUUUCAAUGCAAUCAACAUCAAACCUUUUGAAAUAUGUGUGUGUGUGUGUGUGUGUGUUUGUGUGUGUGUUUGCUUGUGUAUAGUUUUUAUUUCAUUAUGCUAAGCAACAAGGUGCUGGCCUAACAGAGGGGGCGGUAAGUUGGGUUAAAGUUCAAGUUCACUGUGCACUGCUUUGCGGCUUAACAAGGCACACUGCAUUUUUAAAAUUCUUUGUUACUUGUACUGUGCUAUUAGUAUGGUAUUACUUUUUUACUUUAUAAAGUGAAUUUUAACCCUGAAAAAGUGUUACGUUUUAGUUUAGUUUUUAUUUUCAGAGUAACCAAAAUAUUAUGAGGCAUGAAUUGCAUUGACUCUGUUGCAUAUUACAUUACCCCAGCUCUUACCUGCUCGUGCACGCACACAAACCCUAUUGCUGCCCAGUCCCUCAGCUUGUUAACGUAGUCAGUUCUCAAUAGCUGUCCUCCAAGGAGAUAGGCCCCUACGUUUCUGGUUCCUGGUACAGGAAAUACCAUAGUUUGCCUAUCUCUGGUAUAAAGAAAGUUGAAAAAACACUGCUCCACCUGCCACAGUGCUUCCCUCCCCCUUGUCUCUUGCUCUGCAUGCAAGAUGCACACUUUCUUGGAAACAAUUUGGGGGGCAGCACGUGUCCACAUCCAUGUAUCUUGUCUUGUUUGCAUGAGUUACUUUGAAUUCCUCAUGCCCCCCUCCCUUCCACUGUGUCAUCAGGGUGACCGACGUGGGGAACAUCAUCAGUUUAAAUUAGAUAAACAGAAAGGACAAUGAACGGACACAUUUUCUGCCCCAUCUGAAUAAUUCAUGGUAGACUAUUUUUAAGUACCAACCAUUUUCUUCUCAAGUCUCCAAGUUAUUGUAAUGGAACCAAAAUGCCAUCCUCUAUUUCUGGUGAAGGCUUCAUUAUUUCAUUUAGGAUAUAGCUUUGUUUAUAGUCACUGGGUGGAGAUUGGCUUUGCAAAGGUUAGUUUUUCCUCAGAGGAUGUUAGCACAGUAAAAUCAAGUUGAGUUGAUAAAAUAUAAAACGUGUCAACCAGAUAACAAUGAAAAUAUGACGUCUUUCCUAGACAUUGUGAUUACGCCAUGAGAAUAAGUCUAAUUGAUUGUAAUCAGGUUAUCUGAUUGGGGCUGGGGACUGCCAUCAGAUCAAUUACGUCAUUAUGACAUCCCACACCAAAUUUUGUCCAAUAUGACCUACGCAUGAGGCUGGUACAGUACAUUACAUCUGUAGAGCAGUCCUAUGUCCUGGCAUGGCCUGCAUGUGGAGAGUGAGCUGUCACUAUGUGCUCUGUUGAUCUAAACAUGAAUGCAGAGUGUGCAAAUGAACACAGGGUUGUACUGAGGACUGUGUGUGUGUGUGUGUGUGUGUGUGUGUGUGUGUGUGUGUGUGUGUGUGUGUGUGUGUGUGUGUGUGUGUGUGUGUGUGUGUGUGUGUGUGUGUGUGUGUGUGUGUGUGUGUGUGUGCUUGUGCCUGUAUGAAUGGGAUGUCUAGUGAUAAUGUUGUGUGUGUAUAUGGUCCUCUCUGCAGCCCCCAGCCCUUUGUCUCUGUCUUAGGGCAGUUGUUCAUGGUUCUCAUGUUUCUUCAUGUCUGUCCGUAUGUGGAUGUGUCAGUCCCCUGUGAUGCACCCUCUCCUGCAGCUUGUUCCUCAACUUCAUACCAGAGGAGAAAGAGGAGAGGAGUUUGUGGUGCGCGUAUGUACCGAUCUGCAUGUUCCUUUUUACAUCUAUUCUGCACCUGUCACUUCUUUGGAGAGGAAAUAUCACACUAAUCCAGGGGUCUCCAACCUUUUCUAGCAUGAGAGCUACUUUUAAAAAAUGAAACAUGUUGCAAGCUACUAAUGGUUCUGUACUGCUGCUGCUUAUUUCAUGGAAAAGUUUGCAAAUAUCAAAUAAUAGAUACAAAUAAUAUACUGUACUUAUUCAUGGUCUACUUCUGCCAGGUAAGCCUACUUUGCAGUUAACAUUUAAUUGAGAAGGUUUUGGGGAAAGUAUCUCUGUCAACCCACAAGAUGGUUAUCACAUCAACUGGCUACUAGUGAUGGGCAGUCUUUUCUUUGAGCCGGAUCAUUUGGCUCUGUUCACCUAAAAGAUACGUUUAUUUGGCUCCCAAAUGGCUCUUCUUUAAACCAGGAACAUUUUGUAAAUAUCUAAUUUUAAAGCCUAGAACAUUGCCUACCAUUAUGUCAGAUCGUGAAAUGUGAGUUCAAAUACAUUUUUACCUGACCAAAUUAUUAGAUGGCCUGCAAAAUAAAUGAAGACAAAAUGUUACACUGAAAAUAUUAGCAUGGACCAGAAUGAGGCUCUCUCCUCACUAUAUUGUUCCUGCACUGAGGAAUUACCAUAUUCAGAUAAUGUUUUUAUAAUGUAUCUGCAGAUAAUCGAUGUCUGCAGCUCAAAAAGCAAUAGUAAAAGUAUGCAAAUCAGGGAGCCGACGUUCACCAAAAAGAGCCGUUCAAAAAGAGCCAAUCCUUCGCGAACAACCCAUCACUACUGGCUACACAUGGAGUGAUAGACAAACGCCCGCACCACACAGACAGAAAGGGGCAAUAUUGCUGGAAAUUAAUUGGCAGAUAUUGUGUUAGGUUUGGCUUUUUAAGCCAAUAGUGGCUUACCACGGGUGGGAUAAUGUUAAUGUUGCGUUGGUUAGACAGUAGCUGGGAGCUUGCGGUGUCUGAUACUUCUGAGAUUAGUUUGCGGUGGAACACGUGAAAAUUGCGUGUACUUGUUUGGCUAGAUACUCAUAGGUGGUCUGCGAGCUCCUGGUAGCUCAAGGAUCGACCUUUUGGAGACCCCUGCGCUAAUCUCUUAGCAGCCGGCUGCAGGUAGCCCAGCGUUUAGAGCAUUGGGCCAGUAACCAAAAGGUGGCAAUUUUGAAUCCCCGAGCCAACAAGGUGACAAACGUGCCCUUGAGCAAGGCACUUAACCCUAAUUGCUCCAGGGUUGCCAUUGAUAAUGGCAGACACUGGCCCCAUUCUCAAAGAGUAUCUCAGGGAGAUUUGGGAUAUGCAACAAAAAUUCACACGCCUAUUAAUACCCACUUGUACAUUAUCAAAUUAUCAAAUUAUUAUUCAUAUUUAGACUCACAUAUAA